CCAUAUCAUCCUAUAUCGAGAGAGAGAGAGAGAGAGAGAGAGAGAUUAUAAACCCAUCUCUUCCCUUCCCUAUGUUCCUCAGAGCCAACCCACAUGAGUAGCUCUGUUUCAGGUGCAGAACUAGUGAUCAUGAAGAUGAACGAAAGGAAGAAGAAGAAAAAGGAUAAGAAUAAGAGGCGUUUCAGUGAUGAACAAAUCAAGUCUUUGGAAACCAUAUUUGAAUCUGAGUCAAAGCUUGAGCCCAUGAAGAAACUUCAGCUAGCAAGAGAACUAGGAUUACAUCCUCGCCAGAUUGCCAUAUGGUUCCAGAAUAGAAGAGCUCGAUGGAAAUCAAAACAGCUUGAGCGAGAUUAUAGCUUACUGAGAGACAAUUAUGAUGCUUUAGCUUCCAAAUUCGAGUCUUUGAAGAAAGAAAAGCAGUCCUUAGUAGUACAGUUGCAGAAACUGAACGAACUGCUUGAGAAGCAACAUGGAGGGAGUAGCUGGAGCAGGUUUGAUUUGGGUGGAAACAGUACAGAUGGGGACUCGGAUAAUGGAAACGCAAGACAUGUAGCUGAAGCUAAGUAUGGCCUCCAACUGGAAGAAGAUGAAGGCAAAAUUCCCGAGUGUUUAGGAGAGAAAGAACCUGAACUCAACAUGGUGGAACCCCAAGAUGAUUCAUUGACAUCACCUGAAAAUUGGUGUAGUUUUGAUUCUGGAGAUCUCUUCGGUCAGUCAUCCACUGAAUCAGAAUGGUGGGAUUUCUGGAAUUAAAAUAACCACCCAAGAGGAAACUUGUUCAUAUGUAGUUCAGUUCACAGGACCUGAAAAUGGCAGGAAGAAUUGAGUCCAUGGACCAGCCAAGGAGACAACCCUGUCUUGCUACUGCGGAUCACAGAGUGUUGGCCAAGACCACUGAAUCAGCAAACGUUUUGGAGGCACUGAGUUCCUGAGUAGCUUGGAAGAAAUACAGAUUAGGAGAGGCACAAGGUUCAAAUUUAAAUCAAAGCACUCACCUUUGUUAUGGUCUUAAAGAGCAAAUUGAACCUAGCCACACGAAAACCUCUCCAAUCCAAGACUCUUUUUAAGUCUCAGCCAGAUACUGCUUUUGAAUCAAAAGUGGAAGGACAUUCCCUUAUCCCCCUACUAUAGCUUUCUUCACUUCUGGCUUGUUUCUUUGGUUUGUAUAGUGGUGACCUACAGUUGUAUAUAAACACAUGAACUAUGAAUAAAUGCUAGAGAUAAUAAAGCCUAAA
This is a messenger RNA of Macadamia integrifolia, 1235 nucleotides long. RefSeq names its product homeobox-leucine zipper protein ATHB-12-like. Lineage: Eukaryota; Viridiplantae; Streptophyta; Magnoliopsida; Proteales; Proteaceae. Gene Ontology annotation, molecular function: DNA-binding transcription factor activity, RNA polymerase II-specific; sequence-specific DNA binding. The transcript has 2 exons. The coding region runs from base 94 to 753 and encodes 219 amino acids. Gene Ontology annotation, cellular component: nucleus. Gene Ontology annotation, biological process: positive regulation of DNA-templated transcription. The record is from RefSeq and is a predicted model, not a curated record.